GAUCAGAGCCGGUGUCUUACGCAAUCGCAGUCAGAAUACAGUUGCGUUGCGCGGGCCGCAGUACCGUUUGCGCUCCACGCUCAUCGCCAAGGAAGUUGUCUGCCGGAUUUUUGCUUGCGAGCGCUACUAACAUUAGAUCGAAACACUUCCAAACUACCCCUAACACCCCCGUAAGUGCGCUUCGUUCAACCAAAAGUCUUGCAGACAACUUCCACCAACGUUGCUACACGCGCAAGCGAUGGAGGAGCGCAAGGUGCGGCAGGCAGUGGCAGUGGACUGUGAGCAGGAACGAUCCGUUUCAGCCGCGUGCCAAGCAGCAAACAACGGACAGAAUCGAAAUAAGUUUGAGUGCGUGCAUUGCGUGCCCAAAAAAUGCUUCACAACAGCGCGAAAUGUGAGCGUUCACAUCCAAACGGUGCACUUUAACAAGGAAAACAAAAAGCGAAAGUGCCAAGAGUGCAAUGAGGUGUGCAAUAGCGAGAGCGACGUUCCGAAACACUAUCUAAAGGAGCAUAAGGAGCUGCCGGGACCGUACCAGUGUCUCGUUUGUCCAGCAAGCUUUUUCGCGACAGCAGAGUUGACGCACCAUUUCCAUGCGCACACGGAUCGCGAACGCGACAGCGUGUCCGUUGCGCAAGCAUCGCUCUGUUACUGGAUCGAAAACUGCCAGGUGAAUCAGUGCAGGAUCUGCGGGCAUGAUUUCACCACCAAGGGUGCUAUCAGGAAGCAUUGGAAGAUGCAUACGGACCGAAGGUACGUGUGCGCGGAGUGCAGACAAUCGUUUAGCAAGGCGCGACAGUACCACAGACACGUGGCCGAGGAGCAUCCAGCAACCAACAGCGAGCACCGCAACGACGAUGAUCUCGCAGGGAAGUACAGGGAGGCUUAAAGGCGACACGGUAUACCGGCAGUUCAUGAUUUGUUGCCCCAUUCUCAUAAUGAAUCCAACAAGAAGCUUUAAUGCACUAGUUUUAAAUUGGCAAUUAAUCUUUUUCUCAAUUUAGUACGUUAAUUUUGCUUUUAUUUUUAUGCUGUAUGCGGAAAAUCGGCAAUGACGCCAGCAUUGUCUAUAAAACAAAUAGUCACGCAGCUAGGUGUAAGAUUACACAAAGAAGAUUAAGUAGAACAGCACUGAUAAUUAUUUAUAUUGUGUAAUUGCUUAACAAACUAUUUUUUUGUACUUAUUCUUAGUCAGAGAGUAAGAAACAAACACAAAAGGUGAGCAUGAAAAGUGUGCCCUAGAAAGUAAUGGUGCAAAACAAGUCGGAGGCAGAGAGUCUGUUGAAAUCUCUGGUUUCGUACAACGAAACUAACCCACCGAACAGCAUUAUUAAGCACACAACUAUUUAUGAAAGUUAGCAAGUUAGGUUCACUCAUUCCGCUUUCGUCAUUCCAAAACAUCAGACGGAGAUAUUUGUUUGUCGAAUGUAUAAAAAAAAAAGGAUACACACUGCCAAUGAUAAGCUGAAAAAAAUUGAACUGAAGUAUUUUAUUCACAAAAAAUUGCGUAUGCGAAAAGAGAGCAAACAGAGUGACAAAACCCCAUUUGCGUUUUCUGACAGCGCCAAGACCAACCGAAAAAUUUGGGUGAAAAGAAGAAGAAGAAGAAGAAUAUUCAGAAAAUGAUAACUGAGAGCAUCCAGUACAAGUGCCACUGAAACUAAAUAAAACGAAUACAGGUAUUUUUUGAACAUAAAUAUAAAGCAGCUUUUGGUUUCCGUUAGAAUUUCAAUCCGAAACCAUUUUUACAGCACACGAAACACACACACACACACACACACACACACACACACACAGCAAGCAUGUGCAUCCUUUCCAUCCCCUAUCACCUUCUUCAAAUUUCCAACCCAGUUCCUGCGUCGGCACCAUUCCCUUUCACCGGCCCCAAAGAGGACGGAGGAGAGGCAAUCACAAUCACGUUCCGACCGCGUGAACAGUCUUUUAAAGGACUUUGAAAGGAUACCGAAUGGCAGUUUGGGCGCAGGCGCACCACCACCGCCACCGUUCCCAUCCCUCAAUCACACGCCCCUCCGCUCUCCCUUAUCUAGUGGUUUGAUGACAUACCGUACCCAACAGAAACGGUGAACGUGGCUUGCCGCCGCCAGCAAGACACACAUAUCACGUUCGACCGUUCGGGCGAAGAGAGUUGUUCGAGUUGUUGCGUAGACCGGAGGUUUGCUGUUGUUGUGCGUACAGUAGAAGGGUUUUCUUCCCCCCGGGAUCAGUUGUGUAGUAGGCUGUGCUGUGUUGUGUGUCAGCCUUGUGUGCGUUUGUGGCCACUGUACCGGGAGCCCUCCCGAGCUGCCCGUGGCGAAUGCUGUGUUUCGCUUUUUUCCCUCAACAAAAGUAAUUUAAAAGUGCAUCCGUGCCCUGUGUGGUCAGUUCCGAAGGUCCAAAAGCUUGUGAUUGAAGCCACACACCGCUCGAAACAACCCCCAAGCAGUGAG
Molecule: messenger RNA, 2447 nt
Organism: Anopheles merus
Lineage: Eukaryota; Metazoa; Arthropoda; Insecta; Diptera; Culicidae
Product: zinc finger protein 140-like
Exons: 2
Coding region: 239-889 (216 amino acids)
Biological process (GO): regulation of transcription by RNA polymerase II
Cellular component (GO): nucleus
Molecular function (GO): DNA-binding transcription factor activity, RNA polymerase II-specific; RNA polymerase II transcription regulatory region sequence-specific DNA binding
Source: RefSeq, a predicted model, not a curated record